UACUCAUUCCCCUCAUCACCAACAAAAUAUCUCUUAAUCUCUCUUACCCUCUAGUUGUAAAAUAUAUUAAUUUCAUAGAUAGUCAAACUAAGCAAUGGUAGAAAAAGGUCUAAUUUUGGCAGUUCUAUUAGCAUCGAUGUUGGCUGGGUGUAUGGCCAAUAGAGAUUGGGGUUCUGGAUUUAACUAUACAGAUUGGCUUCAUAGACAUCGUAGUUGGUAUGGUCACCACCAUCAGAACCAAACUAAACAAGUUCCCAACAAGAUUAUCGUGGGUGGCUCGGAGCACUGGCGCUUCAACUUUAGCUACACGGAUUGGGCUUUCAACCAUGGCCCAUUCUACCUAAAUGACAUCCUUGUUUUCAAGUACGAUCCUCCGAAAGGCAAGGACUCACAUCCACACAGCGUGUACCAGCUCCCAGACUUGAGAAGCUUUGUGAAGUGUGAUCUAAGCAAUGGAAAGAAGUUGGCGAAUGCAACACAAGGUAGUGGAGAAGGAUUCGAGGUGGUUCUAGAUAAGUGGCAGCCCUACUACUUUGCCUGUGGUGAGAGCAAUGGUUUCCAUUGCAAUAUUGGACGUAUGAAGUUCUUUGUCAUACCAAUGCUUCGUCCUUGGCAUUCGUAACUCAUCCACACUAAGACAAUCAAACAGAGCAUAAUUUAUUUUCUUUUAAUAAUAAAGACAUUUCUCAGAACAUGUAGACUGAGAUAUGGCUGCUGAGUGCGUGCAUAGAUUGGAUCGUUAUUACUUAAUUAAUUAUUUGAUGACACCUUGUGUUUCUUUUUGUUAAGCUAACUACUUAUCGUUGUUCAAUUGGUCUUCCAAACUAGCUCGAAUAUAUUGUCACUUAUAUAUUUUGGUA
Cannabis sativa is the source of this 860-nucleotide messenger RNA. RefSeq lists its product as uncharacterized. The transcript has 2 exons. Gene Ontology annotation, molecular function: electron transfer activity. The record is from RefSeq and is a predicted model, not a curated record. NCBI's taxonomy places the organism in Eukaryota, Viridiplantae, Streptophyta, Magnoliopsida, Rosales, Cannabaceae. The coding region runs from base 95 to 622 and encodes 175 amino acids.